AUGUCUCAAUUCUCUGAAUAUAAAGACCUGAUCCAGGCCGGAGACUUGGCUCUAGCUUGGAUCUCAAGAGAUAAUAUAAAACCUGUAAGAAUCACCCCAGGGGCCACUUUUAACACCAGAUAUGGGUCGUUUCCGCACGAUGACAUGAUUGGUAAACCAUUUGGGUCACAAAUUGCAGUAAGAACCCGUGGUUCCAACAAAUUUGGGUUCAUUCAUGUUCUGCAACCUACGCCGGAGUUGUGGACGCUAUCGCUGCCGCAUAGAACACAAAUCGUGUACACUCCAGAUUCUUCGUACAUCAUGCAGCGCUUGCAAUGCAGUCCGCACUCGAGAGUCAUAGAAGCUGGAACCGGAUCUGGUUCUUUCACACAUGCGUUUGCUCGCUCUGCAGGGUUCGUGUUUUCAUAUGAAUUUCACGAGGUCAGAUACGGACAGGCCAAACAGGAAUUCGAGGACCACGGUCUUCUGCGAGACGGGAAUUUGGCCAUAACGCAUCGCGAUGUGUGCCAAGACGGAUUUGCCAUUGGGAAAAAUGAUACAACCACAUUUUUCGAGAAUUUGCAAUCUGACGAUGGAGUUAGCCCUGCCAAGAUUGACGCUAAUGUGGUAUUUCUUGAUCUACCAGCUCCUUGGACCGCCAUCCCACAUCUGGAGGAGGUUAUCUCUCAAGAUUCGAAAGUGUCUGUAUGCUGCUUUUCUCCAUGUAUAGAGCAAGUGGACAAGACUGUGGAGAUGCUAGAAAAACACGGUUGGGUCGAUAUAGAAAUGGUGGAAAUUCAAGGAAAACAGUACGAGUCGCGCAGACAGAUGGUUCGCCACCUGGAUCAUGCUCUGCAGAGAUUGCGGGACGUGAGAGAGCGCAAACAAAUUGGUCUCGAAAGAAGGAAACGUAUGUUCAACAAAUUGAUCAGCGACCAAGAAGAACCAUACGAAGAAAGACCAGAAACGCCAAAAACGGAGUACAAUCCGUUUGGGAAAGGUUCUCGGGUCAAAGAAGGUGAUACGGGAUUCAAAUGGAAAGAAGUUUCGAAAGUGGAAUCUGAAAUAAAGUCGCACACUUCUUAUCUCACGUUCGCUUCAAAAAUCGUCGAAAAGACCCGCGACGAGACUCUCGUAACCAAAAUCACCGAUCAAGAACGAGAGAACGCCGCGAAAACCCCGAUACCGACGAAAGGCGAAAACAAGAAAGGCAAGCCGUGA
Messenger RNA from Lachancea lanzarotensis, 1200 nucleotides. It is a transcript of the gene GCD14, whose product is annotated as LALA0S15e01860g1_1. The record is from RefSeq and is a predicted model, not a curated record. Lineage: Eukaryota; Fungi; Ascomycota; Saccharomycetes; Saccharomycetales; Saccharomycetaceae. Gene Ontology annotation, biological process: tRNA methylation. Gene Ontology annotation, cellular component: nucleus; tRNA (m1A) methyltransferase complex. The transcript has a single exon. Bases 1 to 1200 code for a protein of 399 amino acids.